Plenodomus lingam JN3 is the source of this 534-nucleotide messenger RNA. The record is from RefSeq and is a predicted model, not a curated record. Lineage: Eukaryota; Fungi; Ascomycota; Dothideomycetes; Pleosporales; Leptosphaeriaceae.
AUGCCACCACAUCACCACACUCUACCGGUACCUGCUAUUCCACCAACAUCCAAGAAAUCCGCGCCACAUGGUCCUGCAAUCAUUCGUAUUCGGCCCUCACAGCCACCACGAGUACUAGGCAGAAGCCAACACUUCGAUACAACACGCAACACUGCUGUCGAUUGCGGCCCCAUUGCUGUGCCGUUGUUGGCGGGCGGCCUUACCCCAGGUAUGAGUUGGCUUCAGGCAUCUGGGAGAGAGUAUUCGCCGACUUGGAGAAAUCCUGCCGUUCCGCGUUCUCCUAGCAAGUUACAAGGCGGUCCUGUUGCUUUGAAUGCCACACUCGUGGAUUCCGAUUCCUUUGAUUCAAAUAAACUACAUGCUGUUCAUUCUCACGUCACUGAGAAGAUGCCAUUGUGGUUGCAAAGUCUACUCACGACAUGGUCAGUUGGGUACUACCGCUCCCGUUCUCCACAGGCGUUCAGGAUGGAUGAUGCGCCCUCCACCCAUCCAUCACGAUGCGCGUUCCCCUGCAUAGAGUCUGUGGAAACAUGA